AUGCACAAUGGACCCCGCAGUAUGCACCUACUUUUCCAACGAAUCCAGUUGCCGUCAGUUCGUGAAUCACGAGACGGCAUCACUAAAAUUAAGGUGGCCGUUAAAUCAAAGAAGCUUAGACUAUUGGUGGGUUCUACACAUCAAACACGCAAAAAUAUUACUGAUAUACUAGCAUUGUCAGUUAAGUUAUCUUCAGUUGGGAAUAAUAUCAAACAGCCCACCUCCCUCAUCGAGCAUCGGCACCCCCUUUCCCACAUCAGAGCAUCGUAUCUCGCGAGAAUCGACAUCAGCCGCUCCUCAUCUCCUUCUUCUUUAAAAUUUCCCGUCACCUCUCCCUCUUCUCGGCAAAGACAAGCUCCGACCGAAGGUUGCCGAGGACUGCCGAUUUCCUCCAGUGACGCCACACGCCGUCGUGUCUUUCUUCUCCGGCAAAAUCGCGAGCAGCUGCAGAUCCCAGCUUCCAACCGCCAAUCUCAGCCCUUUCCGUCAAUCCACCAUAGCCGCGGGACUCCAUCUCCGAACAGCAAAGCGGCCCGCCGUGAUGAGCAGCAGCUUCCGGCCGUUCAUCCGAUCCUUCGUUAUCCCUCCCCAGGCAGCCACGACGAGAGCGAAUUUCUAAGAGGCCGACUUCAGGCGACUGAGGGAGAAUUCAUCCAGCGACGGCAAAUCCCGAUAGGCCCGACUGAGAACAAGCAGAUGGCGAUUAGAGCAGAUUCCUGGCAAGCACACCCGAUUCCAGCGAAUUUCAGUCAGCGACGGCCCGAGCUCUGUCCGACGACUUGUUCUCGGAGAAGGUUCGUCUUCUUUUCCGGCGGGUCGAGCCACCAGCGGCGAGGUCGAACCAUUCACGGCGAUACGAGCUUUGUUCGGGGCACUACCGACAAUCAGAAUCACGCGACUGACGAGCAGGUCAUGUUGGUCGCAAUCGAAGCUCCACGAUAUUUCGAGGACGCAAACAACCCGAGAACUCCUCUGACCGGGAGCAAUUUCGAGCACCACCUGACAGACAGAGGAGGGCUGGGAGCAGACGGGGCACGGUUGAGAGCAACAGCGGGCCGGGCCAUUUCCGAGAGUAACCGGGAGCAGCCAGGAGUCUAA
This is a messenger RNA of Striga asiatica, 1098 nucleotides long. The record is from the annotation of a GenBank genome assembly. NCBI's taxonomy places the organism in Eukaryota, Viridiplantae, Streptophyta, Magnoliopsida, Lamiales, Orobanchaceae.